Molecule: messenger RNA, 824 nt
Organism: Setaria italica (foxtail millet)
Lineage: Eukaryota; Viridiplantae; Streptophyta; Magnoliopsida; Poales; Poaceae
Product: cytochrome b5
Exons: 3
Coding region: 155-568 (137 amino acids)
Cellular component (GO): membrane; intracellular membrane-bounded organelle
Molecular function (GO): heme binding
Source: RefSeq, a predicted model, not a curated record
GCGCUGCAGCCGGUGGGAUAGCUCGAGCAGACAUCCCUCGCGCCGGAACGGAGCAGCAUAUAUCACUCCAGUUUCCUGAACUGGUUCCGUUCAAUCCUCAAGAACGAAAACUUUCUCGAUCAGGUCCUCGAUCGAGUGAUCCCGGAACGUCGCGAUGGCGGGAGGGAAGAUGUACUCGUUCGAGGAGGUGAGGAAGCACAACGUCCGGAAGGAUUGCUGGCUCAUCAUCGCCGGCAAGGUGUACGACGUCACGGCGUUCAUGGAGGAGCACCCCGGCGGCGACGAGGUCCUGCUCGCGUGCACCGGCAAGGACGCGACGGCCGACUUCGUGGACAUCGGCCACAGCGACUCCGCCAAGGAGAUGAUGCCGCAGUACUGCAUCGGCGAGGUCGACGCCGCCACCGUCCCGGCAAAGCUCACCUACGCCUACGCCAGCGACGCGAGCCCCGACAAGGCCGCGACGAGCGCGGCCGGCGCCUGGGCGACGCUCCUGCGGCUCGCCGUGCCCGUCCUGCUGCUGACGCUGGCCUUGGCGAUGCAGAGCUACGGCAAGGCCAAGGCAGAGUAGAUGGGAAGCGCAAGAUGCCGUCGUUGGUUCCGCCGAGCCGCCUCUUGGAAGCAUACGGAAGUUCGAGUGGUUGGUGCGAACGGGACGAUGUGUUCACCACAACCGCUGCGUGCGUUUUGUCAAUUUAAAUUCCUGCGUAUUGUGAGGAAGUAUAUCGAACAGGAUGUGCACUGAUAAUUACGUGUUCGUGGUUUCGUAAAAAUAAUUAUAAUUUCCUUCCCGGUUAAGUUUUCGCUGUUCUUAGCGAUUUCAGAAA